Messenger RNA from Phycomyces blakesleeanus NRRL 1555(-), 1709 nucleotides. RefSeq lists its product as hypothetical. The record is from RefSeq and is a predicted model, not a curated record. The coding region runs from base 1 to 1572 and encodes 523 amino acids. Gene Ontology annotation, cellular component: mitochondrion. The transcript is spliced from 7 exons. Gene Ontology annotation, biological process: acetate metabolic process. Gene Ontology annotation, molecular function: acetyl-CoA hydrolase activity; acetate CoA-transferase activity. NCBI's taxonomy places the organism in Eukaryota, Fungi, Mucoromycota, Mucoromycetes, Mucorales, Phycomycetaceae.
AUGGCCUAUGUUAGUGCAGCACUCAAAUCACGCGUUCGUCGCCCUCAGCUUCUUCAAAAAGUAAUGCGUGCCGAAGACACCCUUGGAUUCUUUAAAUCAGGGCAAUACAUGGGAUGGUCAGGAUUUACAGGCGUUGGAUAUCCCAAGCUUAUCCCACUCGCCUUGGCAGAUCAUGUAGAGAAGAAUAAUCUGCAGGGGAAAAUGAAAUUUAACUUGUUUGUUGGCGCUUCUACUGGCGCAGAAACUGAAGACCGUUGGGCUGAACUAGAUAUGAUUGAUCGUCGAUAUCCUCAUCAGGUUGGCAAGCACAUCAAACAAGGUAUCAAUGAGGGUCGUAUUAGAUUUGCAGAUAAGCAUCUUUCCAUGUUUCCUCAGGAUCUUGUCUAUGGUUUCUAUACCAAAGACAGGCCAACAAAUAAGCUCGACAUAGUUAUUGUUGAAGCUACGGCUAUCACUGAAGAGGGCUGGAUUGUACCUGGUGCGUCUGUUGGUGCUACACCCGAACUUCUUCAGAUGGCAGACAAAAUCAUUGUCGAGGUCAACACUCGAAUCCCUUCUUUUGAGGGCCUACACGACAUCUCGCUCUGUUCUCUGCCUCCUCACAGAUCUCCUUAUCUCAUUAUGGCCACUGAAGACAAAAUUGGCACACGUGCAAUUCCUGUAGAUUCGGAUAGGAUUAUUGCUGUCGUAGAAAGUGAUCACCCAGACAACACUGGCCCCAACCAUCCUCCUGACCAAAUGUCGGUAGAUAUCGCAAGCCAUCUGAUUGAGUUCCUGUCGCAUGAAGUUAAAAUGGGCCGCCUUCCAAAGAACUUACUGCCUCUUCAGUCUGGAAUUGGAAACAUUGCAAACGCUGUUAUUGGUGGGUUAGCAGAAGGUCCAUUUGAGGAUGUUCGGGUGUACACCGAGGUUCUUCAGGACACAUUUUUAGACUUUUUUGACUCUGGAAAAUUAAAAUACGCCAGUGCUACAUCGAUUCGCUUCUCACCCGAUGGCUUCCAUCGCUUUUACGAUCACUGGGGGCAGUACAAGGACAAAUUUAUCCUGAGAUCUCAACAGGUCUCGAAUUCUCCAGAGAUCAUUCGUAGACUUGGGUGUAUUGCAAUGAAUACACCGGUUGAAUUUGAUAUAUAUGGUCAUGGUAACUCAACUAUGGUGUGUGGAUCUGCAAUGUUGAACGGACUUGGAGGAUCUGCCGAUUUUCUGCGCAAUUCAAAGUACAGUAUCAUGCACACACCCUCAACCCGUCCUUCCAAGAUAGACCCUACUGGUAUCUCUUGCGUGGUUCCAUUUGCUAGCCAUGUGGAUCAGACCGAGCAUGAUCUGGAUGUCUAUGUAACCGAGCAGGGACUAGCCGAUUUGCGUGGACUGUCUCCCAGAGAGCGUGCCCAGACUAUCAUCAACAAAUGUGUGCACCCAGACUACAGGGCCCAGCUCCAGGACUAUCUCGACCUUGCUACAAAGAAGUGUCUGGCCAAUGGAAUGGGUCAUGAACCUCAUAUGCUGGACAAAGUAUUCAAGAUGCAUAUCAAUUUGAUGGAAAAUGGAACCAUGAAGCUUGAUUCCUGGUAGCCUUGUACUUUACCAUUCUGACCUUUGUCCUUAUCUGUUUUUUUUUCUCUUUAAAAAAAAGAAAUUCUUAUGCCCAGUUUCAUUGGAAUAGACCAUGCUAGAUAACUAUUAAUAAAAUAAAAUAAAAAGGAAAUGGA